AUGUCAUUAGCUAGGAUCUUUGAUUAUUAUUUUUUAUUAAUAUCCUUAUUUUCACCACUUUGUGUUUAGUUCCCAGGCCCUUUUGAUUGGACCAUCUGUCACCUCUGAAAGGAAAUAUGGAUUCUCACACACAACCUUCUACACACAUGGCUUUGUUGGAGUUUUCUGCUCGUACUCAAAGGCUUAAUGAAGGAGCCAUCUCUUAUCUACACCAACUAACUGAAGACAAUGAACACCUUCACAAAGCUAAUGAGCAAUUAGAAGAGCAACUACAAGACAUGACCAUCAACCGUGAUUUUUACAAGAUUGCCAUGGAGGACAUGUGCUAUCAACUCCAAGUUGAGAAGCAAAAGAACCAAGCUCUUAUUGAAGAGGACACCGGCUUGCAUGAAAUGGAAACGCCGAUGUGGGAAUCCAUAUGGAACUUCAAAGGGGAAACUCAUGGUAAAGGUCUUUUAAUCAUAGCUCCGAGGCGAAAGUUCUUCAAAAAGCGGCGUUCUCCGUAUUUGCUCAGAUUUAGAGUAAUCAAAAUGUCUGAGGAAAAUGCUGCUACUAAUCCAGAGAAAUCAGCUGUGGAUGAAAGGGUUGAUAAGUUGGAAGCUACAAUGCAAACUAUGGCUGCUACUCUUCAGACCAUCAGUCUCACCUUGUCGACUUUGACUACUAGUUCGGUUUCUUCACCUGCAAUACCAGUUCCACCUAUCCCUACCAUCACACCGGUGGGAGAGUCAUCUUCACAUGCUCCACAAAUAUCAUCUCUACCUUUUGAAGCCUCAUACCCACCAUUCGAGAUGAAUGAUCCUACGUUGCCCACAACCACACCUCUUACCCUUAAUGUACCACCUUUGAUGGGACAAGUGCCAGCUAUUCAACCCAACCCCUCGGUUGCGAUGUUAAGGUCUACUUUAGAGGAUGGGAAGUCAAGAGAGGUUGAUCACAAGCUGCAACAGUUAGAAGACGCUUUGAAGGCUAUGCAAGGGCCGCAAGCUUAUGGUUCCAUUGAUUUGGAUGAUCUUUGUUACUAUCCGAGAAUUCAGACAAAUUUCAAGUUCAAGCAGCCAGAUUUUGACAAGUAUGAUGGCUCAGGUUGUCCUUAUGCCCACUUGCAGAUGUAUGCUAGGAAGAUGGCACCUUAUGCUAAUGAUGAAAGGGUGCUCAUUCAUUAUUUUCAAGACAAUCUCUUCGGCCUAGCAAGUGUUUGGUUUUCAACACUUGACAAGAAGAAGAUUCACACUUUCAAGGAUGUUUCUCAAGCUUUUAUGAAGCAAUAUGAGUAUAAUACGAGUUUGGCCCCAACAAGGGAUAGCUUGCAGAGAAUCACCAAGAAAGGUAAUGAGACUUUCAAAGAAUUUGCUCAACGGUGGAGAUCUGAAGCAGCCAAAGUCAUUCCACCUCUUACCGAUAGUGAAAUUUGCUCUCUCUUUAUCAAGUCAACUAUCGGGACCUUUCGUGCAUGGUUAGCUUCUUGUGUGGGAUAUACUUUUGCUCAGUUGGUGACAGUGGGGGAACAAAUUGAAGAUGGACUAAAGACGGGUAUGAUUAUAUACUUUCAAACCAUUCAGAGGCAAUUAGAGCAAGUCAAGAUGGGAAGCUCGGGAUCUACUUCAAAGAGGUUCUCACCUAAAGGGAAGAAAGAAGAUGAGGAAGCUUUGAAUCACAUUUUCACCAGUCAUGCUAAACCAGUUUAUAAUGUGGCAAAUGGUCCUUACAAUCGACAACAAUUCCCACCUACAAAUCAGCCUAGACAAUUCACUAAACUUCCAAUCCCUUAUAGUGAGGUGUUGAAACAGUUAGUUGAAGUUGGUCUGAUAAGGACAUUGCAAGUGAACCCUAUCCAACCACCUUAUCCGUAUUGGUAUGAUGCACAGGCUAGGUGUGAAUAUCAUAAUGUGACGGGUCAUGGUACUGAGAAUUGUGCGACUUUAAGACAUAGAAUUCAAGAUCUCAUUGAUGAGGGUAAACUUCAACUUGAUGUUAAAGAAGCGAAGGGUGUUCCAAACAUCACUCAAAACCCUUUACCUCCACAUGAUGCAGGCACAAUGAAUAGGAUCACUUUUAACGGACCGAUUGCACAAAGGAGUUUGAAUGUUCUGCCAAUGAUGAUUGAUGAUGCUGUGAUAUGUCCUUAUCAUUCCAAUAUGAAGGAACAUGCUUUACAAGAUUGCAAAGAUUUUCAAAGAAAGAUCAAAGAGCUACAAGUAAUGGGAAUUUUGAGGUUUACAUCUACCCAAGAGUCUUAUGUUUUGAAAACCUCUCUUAGUGAGUCACUCAUGGGAAAGACAUCCUCUGUGGUUAUGCCUCAACAUUCUACCAUCUUGAAUUCUACAGCCAAUGAUGUGUCUAAUAUGACCCGCAGUGGUUGGUGCUAUGUGAGUCUUGAAGUGGAAGAGUCGAGAAGGGUUGCCUUGAAAUCAAAAGGUAUCAGAAUUGAAGAGAUGCCAGAAGAAUUACCCAAGAAGUUCGUGUCAGAAAAUGAAGUGGUAGAAUUUUUGAAUAUUUUGAGGAAGAGUGAGUAUAGCAUCAUUGAACAGCUCAACAAAACCCUUGCAAAAAUUUCUGUUUUAGAAUUGAUGCUGUCAUCUGAGGUCCAUCUUGAUGCAUUGCUCAAAGUCUUGAAAGAGGCCCAUGUGCCUAAGAACAUUGAUACUCAAAAGUUUGGGACUGUGGUUGGGGCAAUUUUAGCUCCAAAUUACAUUAAUUUCACAGAUGAUGAGAUCCCCGAUCAAGGAAAUGGGCAUACCAAGGCUCUUCAUAUUUUAGUCCAAUGUAAGAUGAUGAAUGUGCCUCAUGUCUUGAUCAACAACGGGUCAGCUUUGAACGUGAUUCCUAUGAUUGUUUUGAAGCAGUUGAAAGUGAACGAGUCUCACAUUAAUCAGUGCAAUACAGUGGUUCGUGCUUUUGACGGAACAAAGAGGAAUGUGAUUGGAAAGAUUAAGCUUCCAGUGGAAAUUGGCCCUGUGACUUUUGAUGUGGAUUUCUUUGUUAUGGAUAUUUCUCCCGCUUUUAAUUUGCUUCUUGGGAGGCCUUGGAUACAUGUUGCCGAAGCAGUACCGUCCACUUUGCAUCAAAAGGUCAAAUACAUUGUCAAUGGUGUUCUUGUCACGAUGAAUGGUGAGGAGGAACACGUCAUCCGAAAAGCUACAACCAUUCCUUACUUGGGAGUUGAUCCGAGAACUUAUGAAUCCUCUUAUCACUCAAUGGAGUGUGCUGCUGCUUCUUAUAUUCACCUGAGGUUCAAAGGGAAAAGGGUUGAAAUGGCUAAACCUACAAAAGUUGUUGCUAAGAUCAUGCUUGCAUGUCACUACCAGUUGGGAGAGGGUUUGGGAUUGAAUGGACAAGGAAUUCUUGAGCCUAUUGAGGUAAUUCAAGCUUGGGGCAUUUUUGGUUUGGGAUACAAGCUGAAGAAGGAAGAUUGGCAGAGAAUGCAUGCUAUUAAGGCAAAGAAGCGCCUUGCUAGACUUCAAGGGAGAGAUCCUAAGGAUGAACCAAUGUGGGUGCCGCACAUUAGAGUCACAUUUCCACGACUUGUUGAGAUUUUGUGCCUUUCUUUUGAUGGAUAUAUGGUGAAGCACAUGGAUGUUUUAUAUGUAGAUCCAGAGGGUACUAUUUUCACUGAUAGAUUGCUUGAAAUUGGGGAAUGUUCAAAACAAGCAAAGUAUGAGGAAGUAGUUGUGGAAGACAUCACGGAUGAAGUUUGUUCUAAUGAUGAGGAAGACAGUUUUGGCUUCAACAACCUCUUUGGGCCAACCAACAUGACAGAUCCUAAGGAAAGGUGGAGAAGGAUGCUCGCUAAAAAGGCAUUUAUGGAAAAGCACCCCAACUUCCAUCUUGCUCAUCAUGCAAAAGCUCCAAUGGGAACACAUGAGUCUAUACUCCUUGAAACAGUGAAAGAAGAAUCAUUAUGUGACUCGUGGGAAAAUUUGACUAUAAAUGCUCUAGAUGAGGAAGAACUUGAAUUUGAUAGGGGAAUUUCUCUGAUUAAUGGAAGCUCUCAGGCUAAUUGGACAGCGGAACUUCUCCCUGCAACUUUCAUCUCUGAGCCUGCUUAUGAUGAAUCUUUAAACAAUGAUGUCAUAUCAAACUUUAUAUAUGAGAUUGAUGAUCAGACCUAUAGUGAAAUAGACAAUGAAAAUUUUGAUCCUUCUCAUGAAUUAACCCAAAUGCUAAGAGAAGAAAAGCCAAAGCUGCAACCAAAUCAAGAGACUGAGACUAUUAAUCUGGGAACUGAAGAUGACAGAAAGGAGAUAAAAAUCAAUGCCCACCUAUCCACAGAAGAAAGAAAAGAGUUGACAGAACUCUUAUCUGAAUUUCAAGAUGUUUUUGCUUGGUCCUGUAAGGACAUGCCGGGACUUGAUCCUGCUAUUGCUGUCCAUGCCAUUCCACUCUAUUCUGAGGCCAAGCCUAUUAAGCAAAAGCUAAGGAGGAUGAAGCCAGAGGUUCUGUUAAAGGUCAAAGAAAAAGUGCAAAAGCUGUUAGAUGUCAAUUUCAUUGAAGUAGCUAUAGACUUGAACAAAGCAAGCCCCAAGGAUGAUUUCCCAUUGCCUCACAUCCAAAUUCUGUUAGAUAAUGCUGCCAAAAAUGCUCAGUUUUCUUUUGUUGAUGGCUACUCUGGGUACAAUCAGAUAAAAAUGAAGGAGGAGGACAAGCUCAAGACAACAUUCAUCACUCAAUGGGGUACCUUUUGCUACAAAGUUAUGCCUUUUGGACUAAAAAAUGCCGGGGCAACAUACCAACGCUCUGGGAUUACUUUAUUACAUGACUUUGUGCAUACCAUUGUUGAGCUAUAUGUUGAUGACAUGGUGAUUAUGUCCAAAGAAGAGCUACUUGGCUUCAUUGUGAACCGUCGAGGAAUAGAGAUUGAUCCAGCCAAAAUAAAAGCCAUCGAUGAAAUGCCACCACCAAAAACCCAAAAAGAAGUCCGAGGUUUCUUGGGAAGAAUUAAUUACAUUGCCCGUUUCAUUGCCAACCUCACCACCAUCUGUGAGCCUAUUUUCAAACUUCUUAGAAAAGACAACCCUCAUACAUGGAAUGCCCAAUGCCAACAAGCCUUUGACAAAAUCAAAGAAUACCUCAAAACCCCACCAAUCCUUGUGCCACCAACUGAUAGAAAGCCUUUCAUCCUAUAUAUCACUGUCCUUGAAAAAUCCAUGGGAGCAGUUCUUGUCCAACAUGAUGACUCAGGCAAGAAAGAAAGAGCCAUCUAUUAUUGGAGGCAGAAUCUGAUUCAGAUAAUUGGAAGCUUUUCUUUGAUGGAGCUGUCAACUAGCUUGGUUGUGGCCUUGGAGCUGUGUUGCUACACUUUAGCCUCCAUGAUCCAAAUCUCCAAUGAUGAUGUAAUCAAACCUUUAAGGAUUGAUAUUAGUCAAGAACUGGCACAUUGCAUGGAAGUCAAGGUUGAUGACAAACCAUGGUUUCAUGAUAUUAAACAGUUCUUGCGAAAUGGGGAAUACCUUUUACAUGCUUCUGAGGUGAACAAGAAGACAAUCAGAAAAUUGGCUACUUCAUACUUCUUGAGCGGAAAUACAUUGUAUAAGCGCUCUGUUGAUAUGACCUUGUUGAGAUGUGUUGAUGAGACAAAAGCAAAACAGGUCAUGACUGAGGUCCAUGAAGGGAUAUGUGGGACACAUGCAAAUGGAAGAAUGCUUGCUAGAAAAAUUCUCCGGGCUGGGUAUUAUUGGUUGACUAUGGAACACGAUUGCAUCAAGUAUGCACGAGCUUGUCACAAAUGUCAGAUUUGUGCUAAUCAUGUUAACGCUCCACCUUCAUUACUGCAUAAUAUGUCUGCUCCUUGGCCAUUCUCCAUGUGGGGCAUUGAUAUGAUUGGGGUAAUUAAUCCUAAAGCUUCCAAUGGUCAUCAAUUUAUCUUGGUUGCUAUUGAUUACUUUACCAAAUGGGUAGAAGCAACAUCUUAUGCUAGUGUUACAAAGAAAGUGGUCACUCGCUUCAUCAAGAAAGAGAUCAUCUGUAGAUAUGGGCAACCAGAGGCCAUCAUUACUGACAAUGCAAGCAAUUUGAACAAUGACAUGAUGUCUGCGCUAUGCAAGCAAUUCAAGAUCAAGCAUUUGAACUCUUCUCCAUACCGACCGAAGAUGAAUGGUGCGGUGGAAGCUGCCAACAAGAAUAUUAAGAAGAUUCUAGCUAAAAUGACAGUUACUUACAAAGAUUGGCAUGAAAUGUUGCCAUAGGCUCUCCAUGCUUAUAGAACCUCUGUUCGCACUUCAACUAGGGCAACCCCUUAUUCCUUGGUAUAUGGAAUGGAGGCAGUACUACCAAUUGAGCUAGAAAUUCGUUCCAUGAGAAUUUUAUCCGAGUCAAGGAUUGAGGAAGAAGAUUUGAUUUAGAAAAGGAUAGAUCACCUCAACUUGCUUGAUGAGAAGAGAUUGGCAACUCUUUGUCACAGUCAAUGCUAUCAGCGACGAAUGGCAACAGCUUACAACAAGAAAGUCAAACCCAGAGU
Rubroshorea leprosula is the source of this 6457-nucleotide messenger RNA. NCBI's taxonomy places the organism in Eukaryota, Viridiplantae, Streptophyta, Magnoliopsida, Malvales, Dipterocarpaceae. The record is from the annotation of a GenBank genome assembly.